Molecule: messenger RNA, 2256 nt
Organism: Botrytis fragariae
Lineage: Eukaryota; Fungi; Ascomycota; Leotiomycetes; Helotiales; Sclerotiniaceae
Product: putative lanosterol synthase protein
Exons: 3
Coding region: 1-2256 (751 amino acids)
Biological process (GO): triterpenoid biosynthetic process; ergosterol biosynthetic process
Cellular component (GO): lipid droplet
Molecular function (GO): lanosterol synthase activity
Source: RefSeq, a predicted model, not a curated record
AUGGCGAGAACGAAACUUAAUUCUAUGGGUGACACCGAGACCAAACCAAAGACGGGCGAAAAAAGAUCAUUUGAUUCUUCGAACACUACGCAGACAACGAAACGGCCAAAGUUACAGGAACGUACAGAUUACUCUCGAUGGCGUUUACUCGACGAAAGAGGUAGGCAGACAUGGCAUUACCUUGAAAAUGACGAAGAUGCUGCGGAAUGGCCUCAAACAACUGCAGACAAGUAUUUCUUAGGAUUGCCAACAGGUUUACCGGAUCUUCCAAAAGCUCAGAGUCCCCUUGAUUCCGUCAACAAUUGCCUCGAAUUCUUUCAACAACUCCAGCUUCCUCCUGGCAAUUGGGCAUGUGAAUAUGGUGGACCAAUGUUCCUGCUUCCCGGCUUGGUUAUCACUUGGACUGUCACCGAAACUCCAAUCCCGGAUCACAUUGCGACAGAAAUAAAAAAUUAUCUAUUUGCGCGAGCACAUCCAGAUGAUGGGGGCUGGGGGCUACACAUUGAGGCAGAGAGUAGCGUUUUCGGGACUGCCAUGAACUAUACUGUUCUCCGAUUAGUCGGAGUCAGUGAAGAGGACGAACGAAUGAUUAAGGCUAGAGGAACAUUACACAAGCUUGGUGGUGCCAAGAAUGGACCGCAUUGGGCAAAGUUCUGGCUGAGCGUACUCGGUGUAUGCCAAUGGGAUAUCGUCAAUCCCGUACCGCCAGAGUUUUGGUUGUUACCCAACUGGGUACCUUUCCAUCCUUGGAGAUGGUGGAUUCACAUGCGCCAAGUUUAUGCACCCAUGUCAUUCAUCUGGUCGAAGAAGUUCGCAUACAAAACGACACCCAUUGUUGAGCAAUUACGACAAGAACUUUUUGUAGAACCGUAUACAGAUAUCAACUGGGCAGGAAACCGCAACAGCAUUCAUCCAGGAGACAAUUAUCAUCCCAAAUCGUGGCUCCUAAACACAGCAAAUUGGUUUCUCGUUAAUAUCUACAACCCAUAUCUCCGGACUGAUGCAUUGGCAAAGCAAGCCGAAGAUUGGGUAUUUAAACUAAUUCAAAUGGAAGAUAAGAAUACCGACUUCUCCAAUCUCGGACCUGUCAAUGGACCCAUGAAUUUCCUUGCGUGCUAUAUUCGAGAGGGGCCUAAUGCGUAUUCGGUACAACGACAUCGAGAACGAAUGGCUGACUUUAUGUGGGUCAAGGAUGAAGGUAUGCUGAUGAAUGGAACAAAUGGAGUACAAUGCUGGGAUACCGCAUUUUUAAUUCAGGUCGUGAUGGACGCUGGUUUGGCUGAAGAUCCAAGAUGGAGACCCAUGUUGACUAAAGCACUCGAGUUCCUUGAGGAUCAACAAAUUCGAGAGAAUGUCGACGACCAAGAUAUUUGCUAUCGUCAACAACGAAAAGGAGCAUGGGGCUUCAGUAACAAAGAUCAAGGAUAUGCUGUCAGUGACUGUAUCUCCGAAGCUUUGAAAGCCGUUUUACUUCUACAACGAACGCCUGGCUAUCCAACUUUGCUGGAAGACCAAAGAAUUUUUGAUGCCAUUGAUACUCUUCUCACAUACCAGAAUAAAUCUGGUGGCUGUGCAUCUUAUGAGCCAACUCGAGGUUCAGAAGCCUUGGAAAUGUUAAAUGCAGCUGAGGUAUUCGGUAGAAUCAUGAUCGAAUACGAUUACCCCGAGUGCACAACCGCUGUGGUUACAGCAUUAUCAUUGUUCUCAAAAUACUAUCCGGAUUAUCGCGCAUCGGAAAUCAAAGCUUUCAAGGGUAGAGCUAUUGAUUAUAUUCGAAGAGCCCAAUAUGCCAAUGGUAGCUGGUAUGGCAGUUGGGGUAUUUGUUUCACAUAUGCUGGAAUGUUUGCUCUGGAAAGUCUUGCAAGUAUUGGAGAAACCUACGAGAAUAGUGAGCAUGUAAGAAAAGGAUGUGACUUUUUUAUUUCCAAGCAAAGAAGUGAUGGUGGAUGGUCUGAAAGCUAUAAGUCCUGUGAACAAGCAGAGUAUAUCGAGCAUCCAUCUGGUUCUCAAGUUGUACAGACAGCUUGGGCAUGUAUUGCUUUGAUUGAGGCCAACUACCCAGAUCGUGCACCGAUCGAAAGAGGAUUGAAGCUUAUCAUGGGUCGGCAACAAGCUAAUGGCGAAUGGCUGCAGGAGGCCAUUGAGGGUGUAUUCAAUAAGAGUUGCAUGAUCUCGUAUCCUAAUUACAAGUUCAUUUUUCCAAUGAAAGCUUUGGGAUUAUUCGCCAAGAAAUAUGGAGAUGUUGAACUUUUGUAA